AUGAAGGGCGCCUGUGCCAAAAACGUGGAAUUGUUCCAAGUCAUGGGCUUCAAGUGCAUCCUUCGACCACGAGUCUGUAGCCGUGGGUUCCAGAAAACGUGCUCUCAUCCUCCAUGCAGCGCUUCUAGCCGCGCGAACGUGGACGGCGUGUACAGUGUGAAUGCCGAACUGUCGCCUUAUGCUUACAUCUACCCAACGUCUGCGGAUGAGGAUCCUAUGGGGUCGCUGUUUUUGGGCCGGAAGAUUUCAAGUGAAAAUCCCCCCGGAAUCAACUCCCGCAUAGGUACGAUUGAUCAGGCACCAUUAGCCUGGGAUUUACCCAUAUUUUAA
Molecule: messenger RNA, 330 nt
Organism: Blastomyces gilchristii SLH14081
Lineage: Eukaryota; Fungi; Ascomycota; Eurotiomycetes; Onygenales; Ajellomycetaceae
Exons: 1
Coding region: 1-330 (109 amino acids)
Source: RefSeq, a predicted model, not a curated record